Photinus pyralis (common eastern firefly) is the source of this 1804-nucleotide messenger RNA. RefSeq names its product rab proteins geranylgeranyltransferase component A 1 (gene Rep). Gene Ontology annotation, molecular function: GDP-dissociation inhibitor activity. The record is from RefSeq and is a predicted model, not a curated record. Gene Ontology annotation, biological process: small GTPase-mediated signal transduction; protein geranylgeranylation; intracellular protein transport. The coding region runs from base 111 to 1733 and encodes 540 amino acids. The transcript is spliced from 9 exons. Gene Ontology annotation, cellular component: cytoplasm; nucleus; cytosol. NCBI's taxonomy places the organism in Eukaryota, Metazoa, Arthropoda, Insecta, Coleoptera, Lampyridae.
UUAGCUCGCGGUGCUUGUCAUAAACCUAACCUCAAACUUUUUGUUUUUUACUUGUGAAAGGAUCAAUUCAAAUUGUGUUCUACUGACUGAACCGCGCAAAAGACGUCAAAAUGGAGUACGACUUGCCCUCCGAUUUUGAUAUAAUAGUCGUUGGGACAGGAAUGGUCGAGUCAAUCGUGUCAGCUGCCGCCAGCCGAAUUGGAAAACGCGUUCUUCACAUCGACAGCAACUCUUACUACGGUGGAUUGUGGGCGUCAUUCAAUUUGGACUCCAUCAGCAAAAUCCCCGAAGGUAAUCGUUCUCAGCCAGUAGUGGAGAAUAAGGAGAACGAGAUAGUAUAUCCGGUUGGGAAUGAUGUUUUCGAUUUAAGGAUUCACUCGCAGAAAUGGCACAUUCCCGAGUCGAAUCCUGAAAAAGAUGUGGAUGAAUCGGAUAGUGCGGUCGCACAAGAGGAGCACGAGUGGACGCAGGAGAAAUUGCUGAAGAUCUCUCGAAAAUUCAACAUCGAUCUUGCGCCUAAGUUGCACUUUGCCAAGGGCGAUUUCGUGGAGUUGUUGAUCUCGUCAAAUAUCGCACGUUAUUCCGAAUUUCGGAGUGUCAGCCGCAUUCUGACGUGGUUAAAUGGGAGCCUAGAGAUAGUGCCGUGCUCGAGGUCCGAUGUAUUUUCGAGUAACAGAGUGUCGGUCAUCGAGAAGCGCAUGUUGAUGAAGUUGCUGACUUCGUGCGUCGAUGGUGACGAAAAUGAGUUCAAAGGUUACGAGGGUAAAACAUUCCAAAGUUACUUAAAAGAUCGGAAGUUAACUGAGAAUUUAAUUCAUUAUGUGUUGUAUGCGAUUGCGAUGUGUACUGACGAUACUUUAUGCUUGGAGGGCGUGGAAAAGACUAAGCGCUUUCUUGGAAGUUUGGGCCGAUUUGGUAAAACUCCAUUUUUGUAUUCGAUGUAUGGCAGUGGGGAAAUCACGCAGGCUUUUUGCAGACUGAGCGCUGUUUUUGGCGGAAUUUACGCUCUAAAUCAGUCUCUUAACGGCUUUAUAUACGAUAACGACAAUACUUUUAAGGGAAUUAUUUGUGGAAAGCAACGUAUUAAUGCAACACACUUGGUAAUGAGCCUUGAAAAGCUACCCAAAGAAAUAGUCGAUUUUUCGACUACAGAAUACAUUUCGCGCGCAAUCUUUAUUACCGACAAAUCGAUACUUGAAGACGAAAGGGAGCAUUUAACAUUAUUACUUUUUCCUCCAGUCGACCGAAAGGCUGCGUGCGUAGUUCUCGAACUUGGGUCUUUGACCGGAACAUGUCCGAAGGGCCUACAUAUUGUUCACGUUUUUACCAAACAAACUGUAAAUCCGGAAGACGACCUGAAGCAUUGCGUCGAGAAAUUGUUUUGUAAAAGGGAGGGAGAAUCGAACUCCUCCCCGAGCAUAUUGUGGUCAUUUUAUUUUUCGGCGCCGAAUACAUUUUCGCAAAAAUUAGAAUGCGAGAAGCUGUUGAAUACGUACGUUUGUCCCGGUCCGGAUCUUGAUUUGGAUUACGAUCCGGCGAUAGAAAGGGCUAAGGAAAUCUUCGAACGCAUUUAUAGCAAUGCGGAAUUUCUUCCACGUGCACCUGAUCCCGAAGAAAUUAUUAUCGAGGGCGAAGACAAUAAUAACAUCAUUAAUGAAACCGAAGAACGUGCAGAGGUACCCGCAGAUCAAGGUGAUGUUUCUUCCGAAUUGGCCCACGAAGAUGAUACCUAAAUAGGAUUUAUAGGCUUUUUAUUGUAUUUGUAUGUUUUAAGCUAGUUAUUUAAAUAAACUUCCCUAACUAA